UAAACUGGCAACAUUUGUAUAUAUGCGCACGCAAAUAUAAUUUUUUUUCUCUUUUUCAUUGUAAUUCUCAUAGCUCGUCGAGAAAUUUCUGGCUAGUGGUUAGAAAAUUUUUACCUGAUCACAGCAUAGAUCAAAAAUGGUUAAAGAGACGACUUAUUAUGAUAUUCUUGGGGUGAAACCCAGUUGUACCCUAGAUGAGUUAAAGAAAUCUUACAGGAAGCUUGCUUUGAAGUAUCAUCCAGAUAAAAAUCCAUCAGAAGGAGAAAGGUUUAAGCAAAUCUCUCAGGCUUAUGAAGUUCUUUCAAACCCUGAGAAACGUAAAAUCUAUGAUCAAGGUGGAGAACAAGCAAUCAAAGAGGGUGGUAUUAGUGGAAGUGGUGGCAUGUCAUCUCCAAUGGACAUAUUUGACAUGUUCUUUGGUGGUGCCACUAGAAAAAGAGACAAUAGAAGUGCAAAUGUAGUUCACCAAUUAGGUGUAACUCUCGAUGAACUAUACAAUGGAGCUGUGAGAAAAUUAGCUGUCCAGAAGAAUGUUAUUUGUGAAAAAUGUGAAGGUCGUGGUGGCAAAAAAGGAGCUUUAGAAAAGUGUACCAAAUGUAAUGGAAGUGGCAUGCAGACGCAUGUGCAACAAUUGGGUCCAGGGAUGGUGCAACGAAUUCAAAGUAUAUGCCAAUCUUGCCAAGGUCAAGGAGAAUACAUAAAUCCAAAAGACAGGUGCAAAAAUUGUCAUGGCAAGAAAGUGGUUCGCGAACGAAAGUUACUUGAGGUGCACAUUGAUAAAGGCAUGGAAGAUGGGCAUAAAAUCACUUUUGCUGGAGAAGGAGAUCAAGAACCAGGUUUAGAGCCUGGUGAUAUUAUUAUUGUAUUGGAUGAAAAAGAACAUGCUGUGUUUAAAAGACAUGGCUCUGAUAUUAUUAUGAAAAUGGAACUCACAUUGGUGGAAGCUUUGUGUGGUUUCCAACGAAUUAUUCGGACUUUAGAUAAAAGGGAACUUAUUAUUACAGUGUUGCCAGGUGAAGUCACAAAACAUCUAUCAUACAAAUGCAUUCUGAAUGAAGGUAUGCCUCAAUACAAGAAUCCUUUUGAGAAGGGCAAGUUCAUUAUUAAUUUCCAUGUCAAAUUCCCUGAAACUCUUUCCACUGAUGCUAUUGCCCAGAUAGAAGCCCUUCUGCCUCCUAGACCUGAAUAUAUUAUUCCUGAUGAUGCUGAAGAACUUCCUCUUAUGGAUAUUAAUCCCGAGAAUGAUAGGCAUUCAAAAUAUAGGCAGCCACUUGAAGAUGAUGAUGAUCGUUAUGGUAGACCUCAAGGUGUUCAAUGUCAAACUCAUUAGUACCGAUUUUAAAACUUAAAAUCAGUGAUACAUAUACAUACAUGUGUGUAUAUAUAUAUAUAUAUUUAUUUUCUUCUUCACUUGAUUGUAAUCAUUUUUUGUAGCAUCAGAGGAAGAAUAUUUUAAUUCUGGGAACCAAAUUUUUUGUUCACUUAUGUACAAUUAAAAUGUAUAUGCCGAAA
Molecule: messenger RNA, 1512 nt
Organism: Argiope bruennichi
Lineage: Eukaryota; Metazoa; Arthropoda; Arachnida; Araneae; Araneidae
Gene: Droj2
Product: dnaJ homolog subfamily A member 1-like
Exons: 7
Coding region: 137-1330 (397 amino acids)
Biological process (GO): protein refolding; response to heat
Cellular component (GO): cytoplasm; cytosol
Molecular function (GO): Hsp70 protein binding; ATP binding
Source: RefSeq, a predicted model, not a curated record